AUGGAAAUUCCUUAUCAGUUUCCUCCAAUGGAUAGUAGUAAUAUUUUGAGUUGGAAUGUUAGAGGGCUUAAUGGAGUUAAUAAGCAUAGCUCUGUUAGUGACAUUUGUAAAAGUAACAGAAUAGGUGUUGGUGGCCUUUUAGAGACUAAAAUGAAGGGCAGCAAAAUAAGUAGGUUUAUAGAUCUUCAUUUUCCGAAUUGGGAUUACUAUACUAGUUCAGUUAUUGAAGGUCGUCUUUUGAUAGUUUGGAGGAAGUCAUUUGUUAAGAUCACUGUCUUAGAGGAAUCUAACCAAUUUGUUCAUUGUUUGGUUAAGUUGACUGGUGUGCAGCAGGAUUUUGGUGUAACUUUCGUCUAUGGUUUGAAUUCGAUAGAGGGAAGGAGAAGUCUUUGGGAAGGGCUUCGAAGGCCGUUUCUUAAGGACAAAGCUUGGUUAUUUUUAGGGGACUUUAAUGCCCCUUUUUCAGGCAAAGACAGAUCGGGAGGGAAGCCUAUUUUAGACUUGGAGCUGGUUGACCCCAUUCGGUGGCUUGCAGAAGCUUAUGUAGAGCCUUUAAAAAGUGUUGGUUCUUAUUUUACUUGGACCAAUAACCAAAAUGGUGAUGCUAGAAUUUACACUAAAAUUGAUCAUGUGCCCAUAAAUGAGAAAUGGAUUGAUUUGUUUCCUCAAUCUACUGCUAUGUUCAGAUGGGAAGCUAUAUCUGAUCACUGCUCUUGUCUUGUUAAAACUCAGGUUCCAGAGAAGAUGGGGACUAGAGUGUUUCGGUUCUACAACUAUUGGACAGAACAUCAUGAUUUUCAUGCUCAGGUCUUAAGGAGCUGGAAGCUGUCGAUUAAUGUUGCUGGUAUUAAGGCCAUUUAUCUUAAAUUGCUGAGACUAAAACAUUGUUUGAAAGCCUUUAAUAUAGACAAAAUUGGAGAUCUGAAGGUUAACUACUUCAAGGCUAAAGAGACUUAUCAAGAAGCUCAAAUGCAAGCUCAAGAUUACCCCCAUGCUCUUAGUUAUCAGGAAGCUGAGAGGAAAGCAGCUGAAGCUUUUUCUAUUCAGGAAAGGCUUUAUCAAAGUUUCUUAGUUCAGAGGAGUAAGGUUACUUGGCUGAGACAGGGAAAUUUGAAUACUUCCUUUUUUUAUGCUUUUUUAAAGAAGCCUAAAGCGGAGAAUGGUAUUGUCUCGUUCAUUACAGAAGAUGGCAAAAUGGUGGAUAAAUUCUCAAAAGUGGUUUAUCAUUUUGUGGGGCAUUUAAGAGAUUUUUUGGGAAGUUCCAGCUCGGCCACAGGAAGAUUAAAAGUUCAGAUUGUAGAGAUGGGGCCUCAGCUUUCAGUUGAACGGCAAAUGAAGCUUCUUAAACCUUUUUCUAGGAAGGAGAUUCAGGAGUCUUUAUUCAGCAUUCCUAUAACCAAAUCUCCGGGUCCUGAUGGAUUUGGUUCAGGAUAUUUUAAAGAGGUUUGGCAGGACAUAGGGGAUGAGGUGUGUGCUGCUAUUACUCAGUGUUUUGAAACUGGUAAUUUCCCUACUGAGCUCCAUGAAACAACCUUAUCUUUGAUUCCUAAGGUUGUUAACCCCUCACGGGCUGUUGACAAUAGACCCAUAGCUUGUUGCUAUACAUUGUACAAGUGUAUGGCGAAACUGAUUUGUAAAAGAAUGACCGAUAUUCUCCAUGAUCUAGUACAACCUAAUCAGGGAGCAUUUGUCAAGGGUCACUCUAUUGCCCAUAAUAUUAUGAUUUUUCAAGAUCUCAUAAAAAACUAUGGGAGGACUUCUACUUCUUCGAGAUGUGCUAUCAAGAUAGAUCUUAGAAAGGCCUAUGACACGGUAGAUUGGGAUUUUCUUGAGGACCUGUUAAAAGCUCUUAGAUUUCCUAUGAAAUUCAUUGGUUGGGUCAUGGCUUGUGUUAGGAAUACUUCUUAUUUUCUUCUGAUGAAUGGCAAAUUUAAAGGUGGGAAAGGGCUGAGACAAAGUGACCCCAUGUCACCUUUGUUGUUUGUCCUUAUUAUGGAAUAUCUGACAAGAAGCUUGCAACUAGCUGCUCUUAGUUCACCCUUUAGAUAUCACCCAAUGUGUAAAAGUCUCAAGCUCAUAAAUCUCUGUUUUGCAGAUGACUUAUUGUUAUUCUGUAAGGGCUCUCUCCCUGCUUUUAGAGCUGUCAAGGAGGUUCUUGAUGAUUUUGCUUCUGCCACAGGUCUAUCCAUUAACUCUGAUAAGUCUCAUGUCUUUUUUGGUGGAGUUUCAAACAUUGACAGAACCAGAAUUGCCCUUGAGUUAAAUUUGACAGAAGGAUCUUUUCCUUUAAAUUACCUUGGGGUUCCCAUGAGGCAUACUAAAUGGAAACAUGAAGAUUGUGAAGUUAUCAUUUAG
This is a messenger RNA of Humulus lupulus (European hop), 2355 nucleotides long. RefSeq lists its product as uncharacterized. Lineage: Eukaryota; Viridiplantae; Streptophyta; Magnoliopsida; Rosales; Cannabaceae. Gene Ontology annotation, molecular function: catalytic activity. The coding region runs from base 1 to 2355 and encodes 784 amino acids. The record is from RefSeq and is a predicted model, not a curated record. The transcript has a single exon.